Messenger RNA from Macadamia integrifolia, 2696 nucleotides. Its product is annotated as F-box protein At2g32560-like. The coding region runs from base 1024 to 2232 and encodes 402 amino acids. The record is from RefSeq and is a predicted model, not a curated record. Lineage: Eukaryota; Viridiplantae; Streptophyta; Magnoliopsida; Proteales; Proteaceae. Gene Ontology annotation, molecular function: protein binding. The transcript has 6 exons.
AGAGCUUUGGAUUGGGUGGGAUAAUAACUCAAUUUCCUUUACCAUAAAGAUGUAAAAGCCCAUUCAUAGAUAAUAGCUGCUCAUUUCCUUUUGUUUACAUUUCUCUCUGUUUUUGUAUUCCUGAGAGAGAGAGAGAGAGAGAGAGAGAGAGAGAUAAUAGAGAAACAAGGGAGGUUGGUUUUGAUGAAGAUUUGGAUGAACUGAAGGAGGACCCACCUCACAUUCAUCUUCUUCUUCAUCAAUCUCUGAUCUCUCUUUUAUCUUUUAAUGCUUCUGUCAUUUUUUAAUAUACGAUCUUUUUGAUACUUUGAUUGGUUUAUAUUUUGUAAAGGUCUUGUUAGUUGCAACAACUUGAAGCUCAUCCUCAACUAACCAGAUCUGUUUUUCCCCUUUUUAAAUCCUUAUAUCUCCAUGGAUCUGUGUUGUUCUUCCUCAAAAAUACAGAGAUUUGAAGAUAUGGGUCUUUGUAUCUUUAUCUAGAAUCCUAGAUCUCUGUCUCUGUUCAGAUUUUCAUGCUUCAAAACCUGUUACAGAUCUUGUCUUCCCUUUCUUUCAUUGCAGGAAUCAGGAUUGCUCUAAACAUAACCCAUUCUUUAAUUUUCCUCUCUUUCUCUCUUUACACAUUCUUUAUUUACCGACAGCUGGUGACUGCCUGUACGGUUCAGUUCCUGGAUUGAGGACCACUGUGAGUAGACGCUCUACUUUGAUUGGUUUGGGUUUGGGGUUGGUUAACCUUAACUACCAAUAAUCAAAGCUUGUGUUUUGGAUAAUCUACUACAUAUAUACCCUUCUGAGGUUAGUCCUCGACAAGACCCACUAGAAAGUUUAGUGGGUUUUGUCGAGCAAAUUAAACUCAAUUAUCAGAAAGGUGUCUUGUGAGGUAGGAGCUUCCUGGGUUUUUUUUUUUUCUUAUAUAUGGUCACCAAUCACCAUUGCUUUUUGGCAAUUGGGUCCUCCUUUAAUCUUCUUUAUCGUUUGUGCAACAUUAUUUGAAACAACCCAUCUGAGAAUUCGUCAUUUCUGAUGCUUUUCUUCCUGAUAUCUUGCCUCUCCUUUGUCCUCCUCUCUAAGUCUCUUCCUCUCAAACCUCUCCCACCAUGGGCGAGUGAGAUGAGAUUGCUCUCUCUUUGGUUCUGGAACGAGUUAUCUUGUUUCUCUGUGUCCUGGUUGAGAAAGAGGUGGUUUAGUGGUGUUUUGUUUGAAAUCCCAUCAGCUAUGUCCAUGAAAAGGAAGAGUUUUUCUACAAAAGUAGAGAAUGUGGAGGAGUCAGAGGAGAGCUCUGUAUUGGAUUUGCCAGAAUUGGCUUUGGAAUGUAUUCUUGGGAAGCUUCACCCUGAAGAAUUGUGUAAUAUGGCGGCGGUCUGCAGUUCUUUGAGGGAUAGGUGUAGAAGUGACCAUCUAUGGAAGAGGCACAUGGAGGAGAAAUGGAGUAGAGUGAUUGGUCCUGCAGCUGAUCGUGAAUGGCAAUGGCGUAUUGCCUGUAGAAAGGAUUUGGGUGUCUCUGAAAGAUGCGGCGGCGGCGGUGGUGGCGGCCGGAAGCAUUUAGUCAAGUCCCUGUCUUGUGCUUGGCCUUUGUCAUGGAUCAAAUCCAAGAUGGAGAACUGUAGCAAGCAAACGAGCUACUCUCCUGCUGAUUCAAUCAUGUCUUUGUAUCUCUCCCUUGAGAAUGGCAAGUUCUGGUUCCCAGCCCAGGUCUACAACCGUGAGAAUGGGCAUGUUGGGUUUAUGUUGUCAUGUUAUGAUGCAGAAGUCAGCUAUGAUUCCCACACAGACACCUUUCAUGCAAGGUACCCACCACAUGGGCGGCGGACCAUUGUGAUGGAGCAGGGAGUGCAGUGGCAAAGAUUAAGGGCACCACCUGUUGAUACUCCAUCUCAUGAUCUUCAUGUCUCUGAUUGUUUGUAUGAUUUACACCCUGGUGAUCAUAUUGAGAUUCAGUGGAGAAGAAAUAAAGAGUUCCCCUAUGGUUGGUGGUAUGGGGUCAUUGGUCACCUAGAAACGUGUAAUGGGGAUGAGAAUCUCUGCCAUUGUCAUGCUAGUGAAACUGUAAUAUUGGAGUUCAACCAAUACACUCCAGGAUCACGAUGGAGGCGAAGCUCAAUCAGCAGGAAAAAUCACCGGGAAGAAGGGAAUGAAGCAGAUGGGUUUUAUGGAGGAAUCAGAAAACUUUACAAGGAGGAGGAGAUUGCAAUAUGGAGGCAGCUCUGGCCAACCGAUGUCUUGGAGCCCUAGGAUGGGAAAUGAUUUCAAUAUGAGGAACCCUACAGUUGCCAGAGAAAGAUGGCCAGGAGAUCAAGACUAGAGCUUUCCAAAUUUUUAUGUCCUGACCUCCACUCUUAAUAUUCUUAGAGGUAUUCAUAGAUAUUUACUACUUGUACUUAUGGUUUGAAUAACAAAUGUGACCAACUUAAACUUUGAUGGAUGCUCCUUCAGCAAUCCUGCCUCAGUGGAUAUAUAUAGUGGUGCAACUUUCCAGUAUCACUUGGUAUGAAGAUCCAAUGGAAAUAUAGAUUUGUGUGUUGAUAUGUGGGGGCCUGGGGGGCUUCAAGUUGUGGUUCUGGUUGCAGAUCAGGUUCUUUUAGUUGCAGGAGAUUCAGGUUCAAUUGUGGGAUGGGCGACAUCGAUAACAAGAAUAGGCCAUGAAUGUAUUAAAUCAUAUAACAAGAUGAAGAUCCAUUGCAUACUUGUUCCCAUCA